Daktulosphaira vitifoliae (grape phylloxera) is the source of this 573-nucleotide messenger RNA. RefSeq lists its product as uncharacterized. The coding region runs from base 1 to 573 and encodes 190 amino acids. The record is from RefSeq and is a predicted model, not a curated record. Lineage: Eukaryota; Metazoa; Arthropoda; Insecta; Hemiptera; Phylloxeridae. Gene Ontology annotation, molecular function: aspartic-type endopeptidase activity. Gene Ontology annotation, biological process: proteolysis. The transcript has a single exon.
AUGCUCUCCGUUUCUACAAUCAAGACACAGAGGGACUUUCACUACUUAGAAAUCCUAGACAAAAAAUCUAAUCUACAAUUUUUAAUUGACAGUGGAGUUGAAGUUUCAAUAAUAAAACCUAACAACUUAGACAAAUCUAACAUUUCAACUCGAGUACUUUACACUACAAACAAUCAAAUUAUAAGGACCUACGGAGAUCCAACAAUGGUUUUAGAUCUAGGACUUCGUAGACAAUUUCGCUAUACAUUUAUAAUUGCAGAUGUAACUCGUUGUAUUCUAGGAGUGGAUUUCUUAGCGAAAUUUAACUUGCAAAUCAACCUUAAACGCAAACAUUUUCUUGAAGAUGGCGUUACACAUUUAACAACACCACUAGUUACCCCGCUCAAAGCAGACAAUAUACUAAGUAUUUCAUUAAUCGAGCACAACUUAACCUAUUCAGACAUAUUAAAAAAAUACUCUGAAGUCAUCAAUCCAGCUUAUCAAAAAGAAUUAAAACAUUCAACUGUCCAUUUCAUUCAAACAACCGGACCGUCAAUAUCAGCCAAAGUACGAAGAUUAUCACUAGAAAAAUAA